This is a messenger RNA of Chaetura pelagica (chimney swift), 78 nucleotides long. RefSeq lists its product as uncharacterized. The transcript has 2 exons. The record is from RefSeq and is a predicted model, not a curated record. NCBI's taxonomy places the organism in Eukaryota, Metazoa, Chordata, Aves, Apodiformes, Apodidae. The annotation marks the transcript as partial.
CUUUCUCCUCCUCCUCCUCUUCCACCUCCAGCUCCUCCUCCUUCUCUUCCACCCCCUCCUUUCCACAACCUCUUCCAC